AUGUUUCUGGCUCUCUUCCUGACCCUUUUAGGCCAAACGGUACUUGGGGUUCCAACAUGCAAACCCCCUAUCAAACCUCAAGUAGCCUGUAAAGAUCUUUCAUUACCAAAGUUCGAUGGUUUUGAAACGAAGUCGGCUCAGGGUAUUGAAGUACGCAACUAUACCUCGCCAUUCAACCCCUCAGGCUUCAACUUUUGCAACUUUACCCUUGUUCUUGGCCACCACGAUGCGGAUGAUGUUGUCUUCGUGAGCAUUUGGCUCCCACUCGACAACUGGAACGCCCGCUUCCUGGCCACUGGCGGUGGAGGCCUCGCUGCAGGCACUUUCGCCUCCGCAAUGACGGACCCAGUGUCCAAGGGGUACGCUGCCGGUUCGACGGAUGCAGGCCUUACACUGAAUAACACAAUCGACCCCAACUCCGGCAAAUGGGCCUUGAACCAAGAUGGAAGCAUCAAUACCGCUUUAAUCGAGAACUUCUCAACUCGAUCUAUUCAUGAAAUGGCCAUCAUCGGCAAGGCAGCUGUGAAGCAAUUUUACGGGACGGAUCCACGUCAUUCGUAUUACAGUGGCUGUUCUCAAGGCGGUAGGCAAGGGUAUUUUGCCGCGCAGUACAACCCAGAUGACUUUGACGGCAUCCUUGCCAAUGCCCCGGCUAUCAACACGCCUCAAGUAUCUCCUGGGGACUUUUGGCCUUCGGUUGUUAUGGGAAAUAUUGUAGCGCCACCCCAGUGCAUUUUCCGGACAUACCAGCAAGCCAUCAUCGCCGAGUGUGAUCCUCUCGAUGGCGCGGUCGAUGGUCUCAUCUCCGCCCCAGAGAAGUGCAACUUCGACACAACAAAGCUCAUCGGCGAGGAAGUUGACUGUAGUGAUACAGACGGAGUUGUAUCCAUCACUGAAAAAUACGCCGAGGUCGUAGCAAAGACCGUCGAAGGUGCUAAAACCACAUCAGGCGAUUUCUUGUGGUAUGGUAACCCUCCUGGAGCACCAUUCGACGGACUUGCCAAUACUUGGACAAGAGAUGGCAUCACUGUAGCUGUACCUUUCGCCCCUGCGGAAGCUUGGAUGCGUUACUUUGUUGCUCAAGACCCCGAUCUCGAUACGGCGUCGCUUACUUUUUCCGAGUUUGAAGAAAUCUUUAAACAGUCCGUAAACAAGUAUAAUGAUUCUUUCGGUACAGACAGUCCCGACCUCACGGGUUUCAAGAACGCCGGCGGUAAGUUGUUGACGUGGCAUGGCAUGGCUGAUCCCCUGAUUACCCAUCCGGGCACAACUCUGUAUUGGGAGAGGUUGCAGCAGAAAAUGGGAGGUCCAGAGGUAGUAGAUGAGUUCUACCGAGUGUUUCUUGCUCCUGGUGCGGGCCACUGCAGUGGAGGGUACGGGCCAGUACCGGUCGAACCGCUGUCUGUCCUUGUGGAUUGGGUCGAAAAGGGGAAGGUUCCGGACACCCUUUUUGCUGCCACAGCUCAAGGUGGUGUGAACAUGACUCGGAAUCUGUGCUCUUAUCCUCAAAAGUUACUAUACAACGGAGACGGGGAUCUUAACCAUGCUGCAAGUUUCACCUGCGUAGAUUAG
Molecule: messenger RNA, 1572 nt
Organism: Colletotrichum truncatum
Lineage: Eukaryota; Fungi; Ascomycota; Sordariomycetes; Glomerellales; Glomerellaceae
Product: feruloyl esterase b
Source: RefSeq, a predicted model, not a curated record